GGCGCGAUUCUCAAAAGUUGGGCAACUCGGCGCUCGACAGUCUCCGACUCACCGACUUGUUCCCCGUGCUCUCGAUCGUACACACAGACGCUUGCGAACGCUCUCCGUGACGGCAACGCUCGUCCUGCCCGCAGCGCCACCUUGACGUCUCACUCAGCGCAAGAAAGGCUGUAUCGACAAUGAGUCGGAGCACUCGCUCGAAGCCAAAGCCACAGGCCUCUGAAGGCCAGCCGACAGCUCGUGUCGAGCCCCUCGUUCACUUGGGUCCCGAACGUGUCACGAAUGCAAGUCAUUCGACGCCCUUGUCUCACGUCCGUCUGGCUCACGGACUGCUGCUGGCUCUCCAGGUUGCCAGUGAAGAUAUGCCCAAUGCGACCGCUGGCGUGGAGGAUCAAGGGUGGAAUGCGGAAGCUUUCAAGGCGCAGCUUGGCAUCAGCAUCCUCUCGCUCUCGCCGUCAGAGAUCGAAUUUGACAUUAUUGGCAUCGACGCGGCGAUUGCGAAUGCUCUGCGACGCAUCAUGAUUGCAGAGGUACCCACAGUCGCGAUAGAGACCGUGUUCGUGUUCAAUAAUACGUCCAUUGUACAAGACGAAGUACUCUCCCAACGACUCGGUCUCGUACCACUCAAGAUCAAUCCUCGUCAGAUCGAUUUCAAAACUCCGGAUGAAGGGCCGACCGAUCUCAAUACCGUCGUCUUCUCCCUUCUUGCGAAAUGCGAGCACAGACCGGGUCACGACCCAGAUGAAAAGGACCCGGACGAGCUCUACAUAGAUUCCAAUGUCUUUUCUGGCAAACUCGAAUGGAAGCCACAGGGAGCCCAAGAGAGCAUGUUCGAUACAGACGCGACGCGACCUCGACCGGUGCAAGAUGAUAUCCUCCUGGCCAAGCUCAGACCAGGUCAGACUAUCUCUGUCGAGCUCCAUUGCAACAAAGGCAAUGGCAAGACGCAUGCAAAAUGGUCUCCCGUCGCAACGGCAUCGUAUAGACUCAUGCCGCAUAUCAGAAUACUCAAGCCCAUCCCGGAACAUCUGUGCGAGAAGUUCAAGAGCUGUUUCCAGCCGGGCGUCAUUGGCAUCAAGAGAGAUCUAGACGGGACCAAAUGCUGCAGCGUUGACGAUCCUCGGAGGGAUACAGUGAGCCGGGAAGUUCUUCGUCACCCCGAAUUCGAAGGCUACGUCUCACUCGGCCGCGUACGAGACCAUUUCAUCUAUAAUGUCGAAUCGACGGGACAGUAUGAGCCCGAGGAUCUGCUGGAGGAAGCAUGCGGUGUCAUGCUGUCUAAGAUCCAAGCCGUGCGCGCAAGUCUGCACGAGCUGUCCGAUUCUGGCGCCAAGAUGGAUGUGAGCUAGCUGAGCCCAUCGUCAAGCAUUUUCGCAUGUAGUGUAUCAACGUGCAUCCUGUUGUGCUUACAGAGAACUCAAGAUGUGAAACUGUGAGGAAGCAUGAGCAUGAGCUUGCGCCUGUAGGUCGUACCGAGCGUCCGUUGGAAUGGAUUCCCUUCGAAAUAGACCGUAUCGAGCGCAGGAUGAACCGACGCAGAUAGAACUUCUUCGAGUGCUUGAAAGUCCGCAAGCUUGUUGU
Messenger RNA from Mixia osmundae IAM 14324, 1581 nucleotides. RefSeq lists its product as uncharacterized. Gene Ontology annotation, cellular component: RNA polymerase III complex; RNA polymerase I complex. Gene Ontology annotation, molecular function: protein dimerization activity; DNA binding. NCBI's taxonomy places the organism in Eukaryota, Fungi, Basidiomycota, Mixiomycetes, Mixiales, Mixiaceae. The record is from RefSeq and is a predicted model, not a curated record. Gene Ontology annotation, biological process: DNA-templated transcription. The transcript is spliced from 7 exons. The coding region runs from base 180 to 1349 and encodes 389 amino acids.